Molecule: messenger RNA, 1612 nt
Organism: Corylus avellana
Lineage: Eukaryota; Viridiplantae; Streptophyta; Magnoliopsida; Fagales; Betulaceae
Product: kelch repeat-containing protein At3g27220
Molecular function (GO): protein binding
Source: RefSeq, a predicted model, not a curated record
AAAGAGAAAGAAAAGAGAAAACCAUGCAAGAGGAAGAGGGAAACAAAAAACCAUCGGCGCCCAACUCUUUUGCUCCUCGGAAAGAAGUUUCAUCUCCUUCAAGCUCUCACUUUUUCCAGCUGUUUCUCUUUCCCUAUAAAUGGCCCAAGCAUGGUUUGAUGGGUUUUUUGUGGACAAAUGGCCAGGUUUAAUCAUAAUAAGCACCAUUCUUCAACUACAAAGCUUGUGUUUCUGAUUUCGUGCGCGGGUCUUUUAGGAGCGGCUCUCAUUGCAGAUUUUCUUUGGGCUUCUUCCUCUUCUGCUGCUCCUGCUUAUCUGUCUAUUGCAUCCAGCUGGGCGCUCGAGAAAUCUGGGAUUCUAGCUGUACAGAAUGUCACCCCCAACAUAGCUCAUCACAAGAGAGAAGAUGUCAAAGAUAGAAAAGAACGCAUUCCUGAGAGAUUCUUGCCUGCAACUUUUGCUGAUUUACCUGCACCCGAGUUACAAUGGGAGGAGAUGCCACCAGCACCUGUACCUCGACUUGAUGGAGCAGCAAUACAGAUUAAAAAUCUUUUAUAUGUGUUUGCAGGAUAUGGCACACUUGACUAUGUGCACUCUCAUGUGGACAUUUACAAUUUUACUAGUAAUACAUGGGGAGGGAGGUUUGAUAUGCCAAAAGAGAUGGGGCAUUCACAUCUAGGAGUGGCAACUGAUGGAAGAUACAUAUAUGUGGUCUCAGGGCAGUAUGGCCCACAAUGCAGGGGGCCUACUGCUCGCACAUUUGUGCUGGACACUGAGACAAAGAAAUGGAGGAGCAUGCUGCCAUUACCGGCCCCAAGGUAUGCUCCAGCAACUCAGUUAUGGAGAGGGAGGCUCCAUGUGAUGGGUGGCAGCAAGGAGAAUCGCCAUACGCCUGGGUUGGAGCACUGGAGUAUAGCAGUGAAGGAUGGAACAGCAUUGGAGAAACAAUGGAGGACUGAAACACCCAUUCCCCGUGGUGGACCGCAUAGGGCUUGUGUCGUGGUCAAUGAUCAGCUCUUCGUUAUUGGUGGUCAAGAAGGUGAUUUUAUGGCAAAACCUGGGUCACCUAUUUUCAAGUGCUCACGCAGGCUCGAGGUAGUUUAUGCUGAUGUUUAUAUGCUGGAUGAUGAAAUGAAAUGGAAAGUGUUGCCACCUUUGCCAAAACCUAACUCCCAUAUAGAGUGUGCUUGGGUAAUCGUCAACAAUUCAAUUAUCAUCACUGGAGGCACGACAGAAAAGCAUCCAGUGAACAAAAGGAUGAUCCUGGUCGGGGAGGUUUUUCAAUUUCAUUUAGACUCACUGACAUGGUCAGUGAUUGGGAAGCUUCCUUUUCGUGUAAAAACCACAUUAGCUGGUUUCUGGGACGGAUGGUUGUAUUUUACAUCUGGGCAGCGGGACAGAGGACCAGAUAAUCCACAGCCAAGGAAGGUCAUCGGAGAUAUGUGGAGAACUAAAUUAAGAUUGUGAUUGACCUUUUUGUCUCAUCGUAUAAUUUUUUUUUCCCUACUUUAUUGUAGAUUUUGAAUUUUUUGGGUUACAAUUAUUAGUUUGGGACAAUUUGAAGUUUGAACCCCUUUAAUUGUUUUUGCCUUAAAAUUUUGCUGAAUAGCUC